Molecule: messenger RNA, 1781 nt
Organism: Protomyces lactucae-debilis
Lineage: Eukaryota; Fungi; Ascomycota; Taphrinomycetes; Taphrinales; Protomycetaceae
Exons: 3
Coding region: 110-1723 (537 amino acids)
Biological process (GO): retrograde transport, endosome to Golgi; protein targeting to vacuole
Cellular component (GO): endosome
Molecular function (GO): phosphatidylinositol-3-phosphate binding
Source: RefSeq, a predicted model, not a curated record
GCCGACGCCCAAGAAGCAAGCAGACAUUGGCACCCUGCUAGAAGAUGCCGAUAUUCCUGAUGCCUAUGUCGAUGUCUUUGAAGCGUAUGCGACAAACGGCCUCGUCACCAUGUCUUCCUUUAAGGAACUACUUAAGGCGGCGCAUAUCAGUGAUUCGGAUGCAGAGACAGUUCUUGCUCUUGUACUGCCUGGAGAGUCUAGUACCGCUGGCUUGCCCCGCGCAAAGCUCAAUGUCGCACUGGCGCUCGUUGCGUUGUCGCAGCAAGGCGAAGAGCUGACGCUGGAUGCCGUGGAUGACUUACGACACAGACGCUUGCCAGUACCCAAGCUAGCGACGAAAGAGCAAAAGGCUCAAGAGGCGCCAUCAGAGAUCAAGCCUGCAUCUCCAACCAAAGCACCCGUUCAAGCAGCACAAGCGCCAGUCCCGCAGCGACAGACUGCCGAAGAACCCUCCACGGCCUCUACAACAGACGAUCCAUGGUCUAAUGGCAGUAGUUCACGCUCUCAUCACUACGAUGAGAGUCCUAGUGUGCCUGAGGCAACCACAGCAACGCCAAGUUACACGAGCCCCGCGGUACAAGGUUCUCUGGACUUUGAUGCGAUUACAGUCACGACGCUUGAAGGAAAAGAAGGAAUGCCGCUCUGGAAACAUCUCAACUAUGCUAUCAAAAGCGCCAAGCGCAAGUCUAAUGUGGUACGUCGAUACAGCGAUUUCGCAUGGCUCCUUGAAUGCCUACUCAAGAAGUAUCCAUUCCGUCAAGUCCCCUUGCUGCCGCCAAAGCGGCUUGCCGUGAAUGGCAUUUACAUACGAAUAGAUGCUGGCUUUUUGGAGAAACGCCGACGUGGGCUCUCGCGUUUUGCUAAUGCACUUGAACGGCAUCCUGUGUUCAAAAUCGACCAGCUCGUGACGACCUUCCUCACAGUCCCAACGGAAUUGGCCGUUUGGCGAAAGCAAGCUUCAAUUUCAGUGCAAGAAGAGUUUGAAGACCGCUACCUCGCGCCUGACCUGGAAGCCAGUCUACCACAGGGCAUUGACGACUGGAUGUACAAGACCCGUGUAGCACUCGCGCCUGCCAUUGAGUCAUUCACAAGUUUGGUCGUAACGCAGGAACGUCUCAUCAAGCGGCAGGAAGUGGCAGGGACAGAUCACCUACGGUUGAGUUUGACGCUCAAUACAUUCUGCGAGCAACAAGGUGCGACGUAUGAUGUACUGGGCAAAGAACACGGUCCCGGCAUUGUACGUGGUUUGCAAGCAUUAUCAAGACACCAUACCACCGCACAGCAGACGAUGGAGCAAGAGUGUCGCGCACUGGAAGAUGCCGUACUUGAAGACUUGAAGCGACACAGGGAUACGUUGACUGCGAUGCAUGAACUAUUUGUACGACACGCCAAAUAUGCAGGCGACAAUGUCUCUGCAUUGGAGAAACGCAUUGCCGCUGCGAAAACAAAGCUGCAUGCAUUGGACAACAAGGUGGAUGCAAAGGAGAACGACAAGGCAAAGUUGCGGGAAAGCAUACAGAGUGAUCAAAACACGAUUGUCAAGCUGAUGAGUCGCCGUGUGUUUGUGCGGGAGUGUGUGUGGCAUGAGUUGCAGGUGUUUGAAGCACAGCAGGUGCACAUUUCGAGGCUGGUGAAUGACUUGGCUGGGUUGCGAGCCGACUUUGCAAAGCGGUUGCUGGAUCUGGCUGUGAAGCUACAGGGCGACGUUGAGGGGAUGCCGUAGCUGGUAACAGGCACAUACAUGCACAUACAUGCACAUACUGGAGUACUCGAGGCCGCAC